Cadophora gregata is the source of this 2965-nucleotide messenger RNA. RefSeq lists its product as uncharacterized. The record is from RefSeq and is a predicted model, not a curated record. The transcript is spliced from 2 exons. Bases 180 to 2108 code for a protein of 642 amino acids. Lineage: Eukaryota; Fungi; Ascomycota; Leotiomycetes; Helotiales; Ploettnerulaceae.
AUGAAAGGGCCACAUCCACAUCGUGAGUCUGGAUUGCCCCGCCUUUAAAGGAGACUAAAGUCAAUAUCAAUUAUCGACUUCUUCUCAUCUGACUCGUAAACCUUCCACUCUUCGCUUUAUCCCACAAAACUCAAUUCUUCUACCCCGCGAGAGGCUGGGAAUACCGGCAUGUUAUUGUAAUGGGUUGGCCUCCAGCAGUAGUCAUCGUUGUCAGGCAUGGUGCACGUCUGGAUGCAGCAGAUAAACAGUGGCAUCUCACCUCUCCGACGCCCUACGAUCCCCCUUUGACCUACGGCGGGUGGACACAAUCCAGAGCUCUGGGCACGAGGAUUGCCAGUAUUCUACGAUCCAGGGAGACAGACGAUGAAGUGCUUGGAGAAGGACAAAAUGGACUGGCAAGGAAGAGGAGGCAUAAGGUCGUCAUUCAUACCAGUCCCUUCCUGAGAUGCGUGCAGACUUCUGUUGCCAUCAGUGCGGGGUUGGCACAGAAUCCUGGACAUACACAUCACCACCACAAAAGCCCUUCUUCACCAUUAGUCAAGGCAACGCAGAUGCAGUCUUCCCCUAGAAUACGCCCUACCCUUGCAACUGGAUCUCCUUCCCUUGCACCAAUCGCGGAACCUGUUUCUUCGAAGCUCAAUGGUAAACUCAACAACGAGCAGCAGGAAAAUAUCAAGAAGGCAACUCUACGUGUCGAUGCGUUUCUUGGAGAGUGGUUAUCUCCGGAUUACUUUGAACAUAUCACACCCCCUCCUAGCUCUGUUAUGAUGGUUGCAGGAGCCAAGGCAGAUCUGCUGAGGAAGGAGGACUACAGCAGCUUAACGCACAUUCGUGAUCCAGCAACAGCCUCUGUUGGUUUUCCAGGUGGCUGGGGAAGCCCUAUUGUUAUGGCAGAGAAGAAAGAGGACGAUGGAGCACUGUCAACUCUAUCCACCCUUGGACAAUCACUUCCUCGACGAGACCGAACUAGCAGCCUGAGUAGCGUGGGUAGCAGUGGAAGUCGUCAAAGCCAUCGAAGCGCCACAAAUCUACCUUCAGCUGCAGAACACGGAGUAUACCAACCACCCAUUCCAGCAUACGCUAUCUCAGGAUCAGAUCCUAUUCCAGCUGGAUAUACCGCUCAUUCACGAGAUGCUUGCGUUGAUGUCGACUAUCAAUGGGACAGCAUGAGAGAGCCACAGGAAUGGGGAAAUGGUGGAGAGUAUGGUGAGGAAUGGAGUUCCAUGCACAAGAGAUUUCGGAAGGGAUUGCAACAAUUGGUUGGAUGGUACAGCAAUAUCGAUGAUCCCAGUAAGCUGUUGACAAAGUCCAGCAACACAAGUCACCUGCGCCCAAACACGGAGGAUAAUUCGGAAGACGAGGAUACGGAUCUUGUGAUCAUCUUGGUUACACACGGAGCAGGAUGUAAUGCGCUGAUUGGAGCAUUGACAAAUCAGCCAGUAUUGCUGGAUGUCGGGAUGGCUUCACUCACAAUGGCUGUACGAAAGCCAACUCCUACCAACUCUCCAGCCACCACGCCAGGUCACUCUAGGGCAUCUUCCCGGACUGUGUUGAUAUCUGAUCAGUACGACGUGAAACUGGUUGCAAACACUGAGCACUUGCGAAGCACGUCAUCAACCCCUUCGACAUCCCGCUCGCCCUCCUUAGCUGGCUUACCUACAUUUCGAGAGUCUUUCCGUGAGAGAUACGUCAGUAACAGCGGUUCUCUCGAUGGCUCGACUUUUGCAAAGAACAGACCAGUACCAACAUCUGGCAAUUUCGGUAGUAUCCGCCGCACAGCUAGCAUCGCUGGAUCGGGUCCUCGCAGCUAUACCCCCACCCGCCAGACCACCAUCGGGCUCUGGAGUGCACCACAACCUGAAGAAGAAGCCCCUGACGAAGAACCAGAAGAUGACAUGAUUUUGAACUUUGGCGACGACUCGGGUGCCGUUAAGCAAGCUGAGAAAGACGACGCUAUAGCCGUUGAGGAUGGGAAAGAUGCUGAGAAGGAAGAAGACGAUGUUGCUCCACUAGGUGGGUUAUGGGGAAAUCCUCGACCACCUGGAUACGCGGAGAAAAUCCGCGAAAUCGCGCCCAAGAGACGCUGGACUGUGAAUGAGCGAGGAUGAAUUGCUUACUGUAGAGCCAGAGCGAGCAUAGUAAUCCUCGAUGGAACGAACAAAAGUACCAAAAUAACAGAGACGAAACGAAAACAAAAUAGCAUUCAUAAGUAGCGAGGGAGUUUUGGCGAAAAUGGCUCGACCUUUUUCUCUUGAUCACGGACGGACGAUCUUCUUGUAAUGGCACGGCAUGGUAUGCGUUUUUAUGUUUGGGCGAUAUUGGCAUUUCCAGUGCUGCUCUAGAAAGUGGCAGGGAGGUAUAGAAUAUCAUGCAUGGCUUCAUUCUGCUCACUCUGGCCCUCAGCUUCUUGUACCUCUGCUUGAUUACGGGACGAGAGCUACAUUGCAGUCUUUCUCGUACCUUUUUCCUUCUCCUUCUCUGAAACCUUCCCUCUCGCUUUUCCUUCCUCUUUAUCCCUCCCCUUCGUCUUAUUCUCCGGCGACCUACCUUUCACUGCCUUACCACCAAUUAUCACCGACUUCUUUCCCUCCCUCUCCACCACCUUCUCUUUCUCCUUUCUCUUCCCCUUUAUAUUUUCUACUCCCUCUUCCUCCUUGUCUUUUGCAUCACUAUUCUCCCCCUUCACAGCAGUCUUCCUCACAGUCCUCUUGACCGUCCUCACCGUAGUAGUUCCCACCUUAACCCACCUUCCCUGCGGCACAAUCCCCAUCCUCGCCAUCUCCUCGGGAGAUAACUGUUCUUCGCCUACAAUCGCCGGCUGCCGUCCGGACUCUAGUUAGCCAGUUUCGUUAUCUUUAAAGGGGGGCCUUUUUUUCUUGGAAGAAGCGUUUGCUGGAUCGGUCAAGGUGAUAUAUAGUGAAUAUGGGAAAGGGGGUAUAGAGGGGAAGGGAAAGGUAGUCAGCGG